AUGACUGCCAAGGACGACAAACGAAGGCCAAACCAGACAAUGGCAGUGACUAACCCAUGCCCUAUGUUAGAAAAGGAGGACACUCCGGAUCUGGAAGAGCAGCAGUGCCACUCGCACACCGUGCCUACGAAGCCGCGCUCGGGAGCGGCACAGAGCGACAACGAGGAGGGGCGGCAGCGCACGCUCACCACCCUCCUGGAGAAGGUGGAGGGCUGCCGCGACCUCCUGCCCGAGAGCCCCGGCAAGUACCUGGUCUACAACGGCGACCUGGUGGAGUACGACGCCGACCACAUGGCGCAGAUCCAGCGGGUGCACGCCUUCCUCAUGAACGACUGCCUGCUCGUGGCCACCGCCCUGCCCAACCGCCGCGGCGCCUACCGCUACGAUGCCCUCUACCCCCUCGACGGGCUGGCUGUGGUCAAUGUCAAGGACAACCCGCCCAUGAAGGACAUGUUCAAGCUGCUCAUGUUCCCCGAGAGCCGCAUCUUCCAGGCUGAGAACGCCAAGAUCAAGAAGGAGUGGCUGGAGGUGCUGGAGGAGACCAAGCGCAACCGGGCCCUCAGCGAGAAGCGACGCCUGGAGCAGGAGGCCCUGCCCCGGCCUGCCCCAACGCCCCCUGAACCCACCAACCCCUUUGAGGAGGACGAGGAGGAGGAAGAGCCCUCUGCUGAGGAGGAAGUGGUCGACCUCUCACUCGAGUGGAUCCAGGAGCUGCCAGAGGACUUGGACGUCUGCAUCGCUCAGCGGGACUUCGAGGGGGCGGUGGACCUCUUGGAUAAACUCAACGAGUACCUGGGGGACAAGCCUGUGAGCCAGCCCGUGAAGGAGCUGCGGGCCAAGGUGGAUGAGCGGGUCCGGCAGCUUACGGAUGUGCUGGUGUUUGAGCUGUCUCCAGACCGCUCGCUGCGAGGAGGGCCACGGGCCACCCGCCGAGCCGUGUCCCAGCUCAUUCGCUUGGGCCAGUCCACCAAGGCGUGUGAGCUCUUCCUGAAGAACAGGGCAGCCGCGGUGCAGACAGCCAUCCGACAGCUGCGCAUCGAGGGCGCCACGCUGCUCUACAUCCACAAGCUCUGCCAUGUCUUCUUCACCAGCCUUCUGGAGACAGCGAGAGAGUUUGAGACAGACUUCGCUGGUAACAACGGCUGGGACUCCGCUCGCUCUUCCAUGAGGAUGUUUGUAGAUGCCUUCAGUAAGCAAGUAUUUGAUAGUAAAGAGAGCUUGUCGACUGCGGCAGAGUGCGUCAAGGUAGCUAAAGAGCACUGCAAGCAGCUUAGCGAGAUUGGACUGGAUCUCACCUUCAUCAUUCAUGCCCUUCUGGUAAAGGAUAUCAAAGGUGCUUUACAGAGCUACAAGGAUAUCAUCAUCGAGGCCACCAAGCACCGCAACUCUGAGGAGAUGUGGAGAAGGAUGAACCUAAUGACUCCAGAGGCACUGGGGAAACUCAGGGAGGAGAUGAGGAGCUGCGGGGUAGGCAAUUUUGACCAAUACACGGGUGAUGACUGCUGGGUCAACCUUAGCUAUACUGUAGUAGCUUUUACUAAGCAGACUAUGGCCUUUUUGGAGGAAGCGUUAAAGCUUUACUUUCCAGAGCUGCAUAUGGUUCUUUUGGAGAGUCUCGUGGAAAUCAUCCUGGUGGCUGUCCAGCAUGUUGAUUACAGUUUACGGUGUGAACAGGACCCCGAGAAGAAAGCAUUCAUUAGGCAGAAUGCAUCCUUCCUUUAUGAAACUGUCCUUCCUGUUGUGGAAAAAAGAUUUGAGGAAGGAGUUGGAAAGCCAGCCAAGCAGCUACAGGAUCUGAGAAAUGCUUCAAGGUUGAUGCGUGUAAAUCCGGAAAGUACCACCUCUGUGGUGUGAAGUGACCUAACUGUUCUUACAAAAAGAGUGUCAAAAGCACUUACUGAAAACCUUGUACAUUGCAUAUAUGAACUAAAUGGAUUUUUUUGAGUCCCUGAAAAAUGCAAAGUCUAACUGCUGCAUUCCAGAAGCUGAAGACUUAACAAUCAAAGCCUGCAAGGAUGCAAUGCUUUUCUUGGUGGAUGGUGGGUAGGGGAAUGAGCAGUAAGGUCAAGGUCACGUGUCCUGUAAGAAUGGCUUGUGUAGUGUUUGUGGCUUGGGAAAUACUGUAAUAUACAAUUUUUGGCCAAAUGUUUGUGGAAGUCUUAAAUGUACCAUAUGGCAGGAAGAGAUCACUUCUCAUCAUGUCACUGUAGGAAUUCUUUUUUAAGGCAGUGUUCUGGUAGGAGGGGAGGUGCUGAAAAGCUCCCAGGGUGUGGUAGUCGGUGAGGCACAUCCACCAUCCAGAUGUGACUCAGCACUGCAGAUAAACAGCAUGGAUUUGCACAGUCUGAUUUGUUUGGUAGCAGUGCAGACGCUUCACUUUCUCCAACAUUCAAAUUCUCUUAAUUCAUUUCAGAGGCAGAUCUAAAUGAAAAAUGGUUCUUGUAUAGGUUUUUGCAUUUGGGUGAAGGGGCUGCUCCUCUUUCAUCAGCUGGCCUGUCAGCUUAAAUUACAGCUCAGUGAAAACAAACCUUCUGCUGUCAGGAAGAUUUGUUCCCUUCAAAGAAGAAGCAAGAAUAACUUUCUUCCCUUUCCCUUUGUGUUCCCCUUCCUUGUUUUCUCAUGGACUUUUUUGGGGUCAAGUCUAUUUGAUGAAGUACGCACUCUGGCUUGAGGUGCUGUCAUAAACGUGUUAUGGGUCAUUACCUACUGGUAGAAACCAUAGUGAAGAGGCAUAAAUGCUCUUGAGAUGUGCAGGGCAAGGAGAGGGUCUGAAGGGACUGUUUUGUUUGUAAGAAACAGAAUGCUGGUUCUGUACAGAAGCAGCACAAGAUGAAGAGGCUGGGUGUGGGGCUUUUUGUAAAUGAUGCCAUCUUCAAAAUACAUGCUCUGUCUCUCUUGCAAUAUUAGUGUCGUUUCCUGUAGUACAGCAAUAACCAAGAACUGCCUUUUUUUGCAGAAAACACAAGGACUUUAUUUGGUUGGGAACUCUAAUGUAGAUGGGGGAAGUUUAUGCAAAUGCUUGCUUGUUUGGAUUGAAGGUGAUGGCUGUCUUGCUCCGUAUGUGUCUCUGAAAAUAAAAGAAGCCAAGUCUUGUGUAAAGGCUGGCUUUAGAAAGCUGUCAGCAUCAUCUUCGAAGCUGUGUAAACUUCUUCCCCUUUAGUGCAGACUUUCUUAACUGUGAAAAAAUCAUGUUAAAGCUAAGUAACCUUCUAUUAGACUCCCAGUAAGUGUUCUUAACUGGAGUAAUUGAGUAUCCUAUCCCUCUUGCACUUUCAAAUGAAGGCUUUUGCAAUUUGUAUCAUGGUAACAAAUGCCUUGUGACUGCUGGAACAAACAAAAGAUACUGCUAGUAAAGCAUUCUGCAUGACUGCUUAUACUGGAGCUUCUUAAUUUCUCCCUGUUUUUACAGUGCUAGUUCAAUGCAGUUUUCACUUUAGUGGCCUGUUUUCUUUCUCUUGCUCUUUGGAUGCCUUUUGAACGGUCAGAUUUUGCAAAGCAUCCUACUCUCUCUGCUCACUUGCUCUCCAGCGUUUGAGCCCUUUGCUAGCAAAUCACAGGAAAAAAAAAAUGUACAAAAUAGUUUUAAAGGGUAACUUGGUGCUCUUCACUAAAAGUGAUGGAAAACCAGUUUUAUUUUAAGGUAAUGGGACAGUGAGAGUUAGAACUUGUGUGAACAUGUUAUCUCCAAGAGAGAGCCGCAAAGGUGUUCUUUCACUAGAGAACUAUCUUCGAUACCAGAACCUAGUGAAGUAUAUUGAAAUAAUAUAUUCUCUGUCAUCUGUUUAAAGUGGUCAAAGGUAGCAACCUGGCCUUACUUAAUUUGAGAAAUAUUUUAAGUGGAUUAUAAGUAAGAGCUCUCCAUGAUGACAGGUAUUUUGGAGGAGAGGGAGAAGGGAGAGCUUUUUUUCUCUGAGGACAGGUAUAUUAUAUUGUUUUCUUUGCCGCAGAAGGAAGCAUCUUAGAAGCACAGAGUAAGUACAGAUGAGCCUUAUGUAAUUAUGGGUUUUUUUGCGGUGCAAGAGGAGGGUAAGCUGCGGGACUGCAGCUCAAGACUGAUUAUUGUGAUGCUUGAGGAUUUUGUGUAAGAAGCUGAAUUGCAGUUUCCUGAUUCCCAGCUCUGGCAUAAGAUUGAAUAGGAGGAGAGCCCUACUCAUGCUUCUGUUGCAAGCGUCCGAGGAUGAAAUGUAGAAUGUAAUUCUGCCGUGGGCUCCGUUAUGCCUCUGUCACCACUCCCUUCAUCAAUCUAUUUACAGCACACAGGGCCUACUGAUUUUGUCUCUGCUGUCAUCCAUGGGGCAGUGGGCUUAUGUGGACGUUGGUUUUAAUGGAUCAGGGAAUCUGGCCUUUCCUUUGGAUGAUCAAAUACCAUGUUUGUGUGCCUGUCACAGUUCAAACACACGUGCAGAUUUGUAUAAACUGCUGUGGGUAGCAUUGAUAUUUUGUAACUUGUGAAUCUAUUCAAGUAACAAUAAAAGAAAAAGGAUGACUUAAGGAAAAUGGUGUGCAAUUAAAUUAAACAUACUUUGUAUAUUAAUUCAGCUAACAGAAAAAGUCAAAAUAUGCUGAGUCAUGAUUUAAUAAAUUUCAGAUUUGCAGAUGGUAAUUUGGAAUGGCAUUUUUCUUUUCCUGAGCUGUACACUUGUGGGGAUAAGUGUUGUUCAAGUUGGGACUUGCAGUAACUACUGAAUAAUAUGAUAGCAGUUUUGUUCAUUUGGGGAAGAACUAGUAUUUUUUGUUUGUUUGUUUUGAGACAAUUGCAUAUAAAAUCUGGUUUCCUUUAGCUGCUGUGAUGAAAUUGUGAUGUGUAAAAUGAAGAUUUUAUUUUUAAUUCAGAUGAAUUUGUGUAUUAGAAUUCAAUGCAAUAACUUUUCUGAACAGU
Egretta garzetta (little egret) is the source of this 4879-nucleotide messenger RNA. RefSeq names its product exocyst complex component 8 (gene EXOC8). Lineage: Eukaryota; Metazoa; Chordata; Aves; Pelecaniformes; Ardeidae. The record is from RefSeq and is a predicted model, not a curated record. Gene Ontology annotation, biological process: intracellular protein localization; exocytosis; Golgi to plasma membrane transport. Gene Ontology annotation, cellular component: exocyst.